CGAGAGUCAAACCGUUGUCAGUCAGCCGAAGAUUCGCGGCGGUGUUGGAUGCGGCUCGAAUGUGCGUUGUUGUAUAUAUCCCGUUGUUGUAUAGCGCCGAAGAAAACGCGACACGUGGACACGCGAGAAACGAAAGAACGAGAAGUAGCCGAGAGAGAAAGAGAGAGAGUUGCAACGUUGAGGAACAACGUCACGACGAUGUACGAUACUCGGAUUGCGUGCUACAGCGUUUUACUGUUGCUCCUCGCUGCAGUGACAAGCGUGAAUUCAACAAAAUGCUCUCGGCUUAUCGAAGGUGUUACCAUGUCGCGCUCAAACGCCGAGGGAAAAUUUCACUUCUUUUUGACGUUGUACAACAGGACCGAACAGGUUUACGCGUACAUGCCGAACACGCGGUACAGCGUGAUCCUGAAGUCCGAUAAUUCUGAUCAGGCGCAUCGGAAAUUUCGAAGAUUUCUCAUAUCCGCCGAGGCCGAAAACAUGAAUGAGACGGCCGAUAUAGGCGUCUUCGAUCUCGAGGACGAUACGAUGACCAAGUUCGCGGAUAACUGCCCGAACACCAUCGUGGAAACGUCCAAAAUUGACAAGGAGGAAGUGUCGAUAAUCUGGAAAAGUCCCGUUGAAGCCAGUGGUUGCGUGCUUCUCAGAGCCACAGUGGUGGAGGCGCCAAACAUAUGGUACAUGGACGACUCGAACUUGGUUCGCACUAUGUGUCCGGACUCGAAAGCGGAAGCCGACGAUCAGGGUCCAGUUCUGGACGAGUGCUGCGCCUGCGACGAAGCCAAAUACGAAGUCAUUUUCGAAGCUCAUUGGAGUCGCAAUACUCAUCCAAAGGAUUUCCCGAGAGGUCUGUCGAUUCGAUUUUCAGACGUCAUAGGCGCGUCGCACACGGGCGAGUACAGAUUCUGGCAGAACAACGAAAUGGCCAGUAUAGGAUUGCGACAAGUGGCCGAGCUCGGUGCCACUCGGAAAUUAGAAUCCGAAUUGAAGGACCAGAGCGACAAGAUAAGGACCAUCAUCAAGGCGAGAGGCAUCAGUUAUCCGAACGUGACCGGUAAAACUUUCGCCGUUUUCCGCGUGGACCGCAAGCAUCAUCUGAUGAGUUUGGUAUCUAUGAUUGUCCCGUCUCCUGACUGGUUCAUCGGUGUGGCCGGUUUGGAGCUUUGCCUGUCGAAUUGCACCUGGAUAACGAACAAACAAUUGAACUUGUACCCGUAUGACGCCGGCACCGACAGUGGCAUUACGUAUUUGUCGCCCGAUUCGCCGACGGAUCCGCAAGAACCGAUUCGGCGAAUAACGUCGACGUAUCCGAACGACUCGGGAUCGCCCUUUUAUGAUCCUUCUGGUCUAGACAUGAAACCCCUUGCGAAGCUCUACUUGAACCGACAGCGAUUGUACGAGAAGACCUGCGAGAACACCAUCGAUCCGCUGGCUGAUACAGAGGCUUGCAAGGUGACAAGUUGGGCAGAAUGGGGUCCGUGUUCGGUUACCUGUGGAACUGGCACGCAAUUGCGACAACGCCAGUUUUACGACGAAGCGGCUGCAAAUGCGAACAAAUGCAACACUCUUGUUACGGAUCGGAAGGUUUGCUACAACCCACAAAACCCGCACUGUAACGGUCGUCGAGGCGGACUGGUGAACACUGACAAGUGCAAAUUGUCCGAAUGGACAGAUUGGAGCUCGUGCUCGUCGAGCUGCGGCGAGGGCAGCAAGACACGGUCGAGAAACUUCCGGCUGAGGAAAUAUCGCAAGUACUGCAGGGCCGAGCCAAACGGACCGCAGCUUCAACAGUCGAUCGACUGCGAAAACGCUCCUUGCAAUGGCGAGGACCCGGAAGAGGUAAGACAACGAUCAAAGUUGGAUGAUCAUACUGAGGACUAUGUCAGUGAGGCAGCGGACGAAACCGAGGAUAUGAACGAGGAAUGGCUGCAGAAGUGCCCAAAGGAUCGCUAUUCCGAAUGGAGCAUGUGGUCGCCGUGCAGCUCGAGCUGCGGACCGGGUGUGAAAUUGCGAUCCAGACUGCCGAUGAACAAAUUUUGGGACAAGGACGACGAGGAGUGCAAGGUGCAGCAGGCGUCGUGCACUGCCGAGAUUUUGAGCUGCGAUUUCUCGAAGGAGGACGCGGAACAGAUCUGUAGCGAGCCCAUGGAGAAAGGACAUUGCAAUUCCAAUAUAUUGCGAGCUUACUUCGACAAACAAUCCGGUCGCUGUCAUUUGUUUAGCUAUUCCGGGUGCGACGGUAACCGAAAUAAUUUCCCGACCGAACAGGAUUGCAAUGCCGUCUGCGGCAAUUUCCAAAGAGAAUUGAGGGCGAAUCAGACGGCAAUAAUGAAAAACUUUAAGGUAUCGCUUAGCAGCGUCCUCAGCUAUCACAUUCCCGUGCAGGAGCAGCGCAGGACGAAAGCGAAGAGAGCGCACGAGGAGAAUUUCAAAGGUAUUCAGACGGGCAGUCAGAUAAUAGAAUCAAUCGAGAAUAAAGAUUGCGAGAUGUCCGAAUGGUCCGAGUGGUCGGAAUGCAGGAGCUGUCGUGGAUUCAUGAUCAGUACCAGGCUUGUUGUGAGUCCAUCCAAAGGCGCAGGCAAGAGCUGUCCGAAGAAACUCUUCCGUAAGAAAAAGUGCAACAAGAGACCGGAGUGUUCUUUACAAAGAGACGGAACACGUCGGCGAUUUCAUCGAGACAAGAAUAACGAAGUCGAGAACGAUGUGGAUUGUAAAGUAACACAGUGGUCGACGUGGUCGAAGUGUAGCAAGACCACUUGCGGCGAGGCGUUGCAAAGCAGAGUCAGAAGCAUUAUGGUGAAACCGAAGGGACCUUGGGCGAAACUCUGUCCGGCUUUGGCGGAACUCAGGAAGUGUCCCAGGACAAGCAAUUGUCCGCAGUAACGCGUACCUGUUUUCACUUAUCGUCUUAAUUGGUCUUAAGAGAAUACUGGAUACCUGUACCGGAUACCCGACGAUGGAUACCUGUAAAUCGACAGAGCAUCCGAAUUUCUCCGUAUUUACUGCAUGAAAAAAAAAAAAAUGAAAAGCGCUUCUACAGAGGCAAAAAAGAUUAAAAUGUGAAAAACUAUAUAUAGUGUUUCUUAAAGCGAAUGUAUUAUAUAAUGCUCUUUUCGAACUCUUCCUUUCGUGCGCAAUGACAGCAUAUGGUAGCGUGUAUAGUCAUCACGAACAUCGAUUGUUUCAUAAUAUUCUUUUAUGUCGCACGUUUCUUAGAUGACGGAGUCAAAGUUUACGUGUCUAGAGCUUAGAAACAAUUCUGCAAUGAUGAAAAUUAAAUUAUAGCAAACUGUAUUAAGUUAUAGAAAACUGUUAAAUAAAAAAUUUUUACUCAGUUCCGACACUCUAAGGAGAUUAUCUAGAGAAAUCUUAGCACUAUUCAUUUAUUGCUUUUGUGAAAGCAAUUUUCAUUUGCGUAGCAAGUACGGAGAAAUUUCAAAUCUUUCGAAACGUCAGUUUACAGAUUUCUAUUGCCGAUAUUCAAUAUCGUCUUAAGAUCCGUUUUGAGCAAAGAUCGAACGUCGAAAGUGAUCCGCACACGAUGUGUCUCGGAUCACUGAUUUCAUUGUGUGUGCGUGUGUGUGUGUGUGUGUGUGCGCGCGUUCACACAGUUCUUCUCAAAUCAAUUAUAAUAAAAAUCGUAUAAUCGUAAUUUAAAACUCACAGAACGUGUGUAUAGGACGACUUAUAAAGCUAAAUGUGUAGAUAUCGAGAUAUUGAUAAAUAUGAGAAUUUAUAUACAUCGCAGAGUUAUUAAAAAAAAUCGCACUGGACGAUGAAUGAACUUUGGUUCUUGCGUAAAGAAUCUACGAGGUUUAUGAAAAUAAAUAGAUGUUUUUUCUCAAAGAUAUUUUUAUUUAAGAUAAAAAUAACUCUGACAGCAAAAUAUA
Messenger RNA from Pseudomyrmex gracilis, 3890 nucleotides. RefSeq names its product spondin-1. Gene Ontology annotation, cellular component: extracellular matrix. Gene Ontology annotation, biological process: cell adhesion. The coding region runs from base 49 to 2883 and encodes 944 amino acids. The transcript is spliced from 16 exons. The record is from RefSeq and is a predicted model, not a curated record. NCBI's taxonomy places the organism in Eukaryota, Metazoa, Arthropoda, Insecta, Hymenoptera, Formicidae. Gene Ontology annotation, molecular function: serine-type endopeptidase inhibitor activity.